This is a messenger RNA of Perca fluviatilis (European perch), 2058 nucleotides long. It is a transcript of the gene celf2, whose product is annotated as cugbp, Elav-like family member 2. Gene Ontology annotation, cellular component: cytoplasm; nucleus; ribonucleoprotein complex. Lineage: Eukaryota; Metazoa; Chordata; Actinopteri; Perciformes; Percidae. The transcript has 14 exons. Gene Ontology annotation, biological process: regulation of alternative mRNA splicing, via spliceosome; mRNA splice site recognition. The coding region runs from base 174 to 1889 and encodes 571 amino acids. Gene Ontology annotation, molecular function: mRNA 3'-UTR binding. The record is from RefSeq and is a predicted model, not a curated record.
UCUGUGUGAGAGAAAAGGGAACAACGGCAGAGUCUGAGAGGAACAAGGCGGCGAGACAGAGAAGCAAAGAGAGAGGCAGUGAAAACGGGAAGAGAGAAAGAGAGGACAAAAGAAGAAGAGGAAGAGAGAGAGCGCAGCUCGUAGCCCGAUAAGGUGCAUUUGCUGGUUUUGUAAUGUUGGAGCACUCGUCCGAGCUGGGCUUUGUGGUGGGGGGAGUGUGUGUCGAUGGCGUGUGCUGCCCCCCUCCUGCGGCUGCUGGUGCAGGAUCCGUGGGGACCGACGAGCUGCUGCUGAGUAACGGCACAGCCGGGAAGAUGAACGGGGCGCUGGAGCAUUCAGACCAGCCGGACCCGGACGCCAUCAAGAUGUUUGUGGGUCAGAUCCCGCGCUCCUGGUCAGAGAAGGAGCUGAAGGAGCUGUUUGAGCCGUACGGCGCCGUCUACCAGAUCAACAUACUCCGAGACCGCAGCCAGAACCCUCCACAGAGCAAAGGCUGCUGUUUUGUCACGUUUUACACAAGGAAAGCUGCCCUAGAAGCCCAGAAUGCACUGCAUAACAUAAAGACCUUAACAGGGAUGCACCACCCUAUUCAGAUGAAACCUGCAGAUAGUGAGAAAUCUAACGCGGUGGAAGACAGGAAGUUGUUCAUCGGCAUGGUGUCGAAGAAGUGCAACGAGAACGACAUCCGGGUCAUGUUCUCUGCGUUUGGCCAGAUCGAGGAGUGCCGGAUCCUCAGGGGGCCCGACGGACUGAGCAGAGGUGUGUGUCGCUCCGACUCACUUCCAUCCACACGAUGUGCGUUUGUCACGUUUUCCACCAGAGCUAUGGCACAGAAUGCAAUCAAAGCCAUGCACCAGUCUCAGACUAUGGAGGGCUGCUCGUCCCCCAUCGUGGUGAAGUUCGCCGACACGCAGAAGGACAAGGAGCAGCGGCGUCUGCAGCAGCAGCUGGCGCAGCAGAUGCAGCAGCUCAACAGCGCCACCACCUGGGGGAGCCUGACGGGCCUGGGCGGCCUCACCCCGCAGUAUCUGGCUGUAAGGAGAGCCGCCACGUCACCCACCAUCACCUCCUCCACCCCUUACUACAGCCCCAUGGCCAACGCCGCAGCAUUGCUCCAGCAGGCAACCUCCUCCAGUAACCUAGGAGCCUUCAGCGGGAUCCAGCAGAUGGCCGGUAUGAGUGCUCUGCAGUUGCAGAACCUGGCCACUUUAGCAGCGGCGGCGGCGGCGGCCCAAAACUCCGCCAGUCCCAACACCGCUAACCCCCUGUCCACCAACGCCGCCUCCCUGGGAGCGUUGGCCAGCCCAGCGGCGGGCACAACAGCCAGCUCCAACGCCAGCGCCAUGAACUCUCUGACCUCUCUGGGCACCCUGCAGGGCCUGGCAGGCGCAACCGUGGGCCUGAACAACAUUAAUGCACUAGCAGGUAGCGUCAACAGUAUGGCGGCUCUCAACGGAGGACUGGGCGGCGCAGGGCUCACCAACGGCACGGCAGGCACCAUGGACGCGCUGACGCAGGCUUACUCAGGGAUCCAGCAGUAUGCCGCCGCGGCGCUGCCCACCCUCUACAGCCAGUCCCUGCUGCAGCAGCAAGGGGCCGCCGGCAGCCAGAAAGAGGGUCCCGAGGGUGCCAACCUGUUCAUCUACCACCUGCCCCAGGAGUUUGGAGACCAGGACAUACUGCAGAUGUUCAUGCCUUUUGGAAAUGUGGUCUCUGCCAAAGUCUUCAUCGACAAACAGACAAACCUUAGCAAGUGCUUCGGCUUCGUCAGCUAUGACAAUCCCGUGUCGGCACAGGCAGCCAUCCAAGCCAUGAACGGCUUUCAGAUCGGCAUGAAGCGGCUGAAGGUGCAGCUGAAGCGCUCCAAGAACGACAGCAAACCGUACUGAUCUUAGCACUAGGGUCUAUCUGCUCCCCAUGUUAGCACUGCUAGGAACAACCCAUCUCCAUGCCUGUUAGCUCAUCGUUUGCCUAGCAUGUCUCCGUGGCGUCCAAACAGACAAAAAACUCUAAACAAACCCUCCCCCCCCCCACCCACCACCCAAAAAAAAAAAAAAA